This is a messenger RNA of Anopheles maculipalpis, 1005 nucleotides long. Its product is annotated as ER membrane protein complex subunit 2-like. The record is from RefSeq and is a predicted model, not a curated record. Gene Ontology annotation, biological process: protein folding in endoplasmic reticulum. The transcript is spliced from 4 exons. Gene Ontology annotation, cellular component: EMC complex. Bases 1 to 963 code for a protein of 320 amino acids. Lineage: Eukaryota; Metazoa; Arthropoda; Insecta; Diptera; Culicidae. Gene Ontology annotation, molecular function: protein binding.
AUGGCAUGCAACGUUGACGACAUGGGUUGGUCAGAAAAUCCUCUAAUCUUUCUUCUAUUUUUCCCGUAUAUAGAUGCCCGGAACUUGUUGCGAAAAUGGCGCGACGAUAACGAACGCAAGAGUGACGAUGUAAUGCAGCUUUGGGAUAACGUGCUGUCCUCCAAACAGAACAAGCUCGGCAAUGAACGGCACCUGGUGCUGGAGCAGGUGAUCAUCGCGGCCCUCGAUUGCAACCGCAUCGAAACUGCGGAACACUGCGUCAGCAUCCUGUCGGCUGAGUUUCCCGGCAGCCUGCGCAUACAAAAGUACCGAUCGAUGCUGCUGGAAGCGCUGGAACGGUACGACGAUGCGCUAGACGAGUUGGAGCAGAUCAUACGGAAGGAUGAAACAAAUGCUGCACCGCGUAAACGCAAAGUUGCUAUCCUGAAAACGCAGGGCCGCACAGCGGAAGCUAUCAAAGAGCUUUGCGAUUACAUGAAAGUGUUCAUGUCGGACCAGGAAGGUUGGCACGAGCUGUGCAAUUUGUAUCUGGCGGAGGGCGAAUAUGCCAAGGCAGCUUUUUGUAUGGAGGAGUUACUGUUGCACAACCCUCACAGCCACCUGAUCCACCAGCGGUUGGCCGACAUACGGUACACGAUGGGUGGUAUCGAUAACAUCGAGAUGGCCAAAACGCACUACUGCAAAGCCGUGAAGCUAAAUGUUAACAAUUUGCGGGCACUGUAUGGUUUGUUUUUGUGCUGUGGACACAUUUGCAAUUCGAAAGCCGUGGUAACAAAAAGGAAGGAAGCACAGAAGCUAGCCCAAUGGGCAAUGGCACAAAUACAGUCGCGAACACAGUCGGCGACACUGGAUUCCAAAGGUGCUCACAAAACGGGUAAAAGUAGAGCAGCGGGAUGCGAUGACGAGCUGCAGGCACUCGAGCAAGCUUUCGGUGGACUAGAAGUGGGAAAAGUAACCAAUUGACCAUCUUUUAUCAUGGCCCACAAUAUCAGUUUUAUCCCAUUC